Messenger RNA from Rhagoletis zephyria (snowberry fruit fly), 690 nucleotides. RefSeq lists its product as uncharacterized. Lineage: Eukaryota; Metazoa; Arthropoda; Insecta; Diptera; Tephritidae. Gene Ontology annotation, cellular component: membrane. Gene Ontology annotation, molecular function: glycosyltransferase activity. The record is from RefSeq and is a predicted model, not a curated record.
CAACUGCCAACGCAGAAACACUACAUACUCGACACACAACCUGCUCCUGCUCCGGCGCCUGCGCCCGCGCCCGCGCCCGCGUUGUUAACGCUCUCCUCCACCAGCUUGCCGGCUGCAUCUGGAGCACAGCAACAACCAAUACACACCCCAAAGCUGCGCAAGUCAACUAGCUUACAACAACAAGAGCUCACUUCAUACGAGGAACAAAAACAACAUGCGCAUAAACAACAACGAAAACAUACAAAUUUGAAGAGUCAACGGACAGCAGCAACAGCGCAUGCAAAACCACCAUCACCAUCUGCAUCACAUCAAACGGUAAAUGCGCGGGCGGCAGUAGCACCGGCACCACCCCCACUGCUGCCAUCAUCAGCCACAAUCGCAGCCGCACAUAUACACACACAUACACAAACAACUUACAUUAUACGCAAGGAUAUAGCAAGUUUUAAUUUCUCCGACAUUGAGGUGAAUGAGGAGGAUGCAACAGCGGCGGCACGGCUGGACGAUUUGGCGCGGCGCAGCCGAAAUGGUGAACUGUUGCACGAUUUGUGGCAGCGUGCCGUUACAGCGACGCCACAACCGCCGAUCACUGAACUCGAUGACAUUUUCAUUAGCGUCAAGACAACGAAAAAUUAUCACGACACACGUUUGGCUUUGAUCAUCAAGACGUGGUUCCAGUUGGCGCGCGAUCAG